Babjeviella inositovora NRRL Y-12698 is the source of this 543-nucleotide messenger RNA. RefSeq names its product Trp99p (gene TRP99). Gene Ontology annotation, cellular component: cytosol; peroxisome; mitochondrion. Gene Ontology annotation, molecular function: thioredoxin peroxidase activity. The transcript has a single exon. Lineage: Eukaryota; Fungi; Ascomycota; Pichiomycetes; Serinales. The coding region runs from base 1 to 543 and encodes 180 amino acids. Gene Ontology annotation, biological process: hydrogen peroxide catabolic process; cell redox homeostasis; cellular response to oxidative stress. The record is from RefSeq and is a predicted model, not a curated record.
AUGUUUGCUUUAAAGAGAUCCAUUCCUCGCACCUUCACCAGAGGCUUCAAGACUUCCACUCCAGCCUUCCUCCAGGCCGGUGACAGUAUCCCAGCCACCGCAGUGUUGGAAGGCUCUCCAGGUAACUCCGUUAACCUUGCGGAUGAAACGGCUGUUGGCAAGUCUGUGAUCAUUGGUGUUCCAGGUGCCUUUUCCCCGGCGUGCUCUGCCUCCCACGUGCCGGGUUUUAUCGCCAAGAUGAACCAGUUUGUCACCAAGGGCUACGAUAAGUUCUUCGUUGUUGCCCAUAACGACGUGUUCGUGAUGAAGGCGUGGGGCGCCUCUUUGGACGCCCCAGACCAGGUCCGCUUCAUUGCUGACCACAAGGGCGAAUUCGGCAAGGCUUCAGACUUGUUGUUCGACGCCUCCAAGUUCUUUGGGAACGAGAGAUACAAGAGAUCCGCCAUCUUGGUUAACAACGGGAAGGUUGUCAAGACCUUUGUGGAGCCAGAUAACGUGAGUGUUGACGUUUCCAGCGCCGAAAAGGUCAUUAAGGAGGCUUAA